Penicillium nucicola is the source of this 3039-nucleotide messenger RNA. RefSeq lists its product as uncharacterized. The transcript has 4 exons. The record is from RefSeq and is a predicted model, not a curated record. Bases 1 to 3039 code for a protein of 1012 amino acids. NCBI's taxonomy places the organism in Eukaryota, Fungi, Ascomycota, Eurotiomycetes, Eurotiales, Aspergillaceae.
AUGACUGAAUCCACUUCCCAGCCUACGCCUUCGCGCGAUGCCCGGCUGGACUCCCCGCUGACGGACGGAGAGGGGUCAGAGUCGGAGAAAGCAGCACCACCCAAGACAGGCAAAAAGCUGCCAGGAUGGCUGGAUCAUUUCAAUGCACGCGAUCUCAAAGUACUGCUUCGGUGCUCGAUUGCAGCAUGGGUCGCGUCGCUAUUGAUCUUCAUCACGCCGUCGCUAAGCAGCAUUGGAACCGCGACCUUUUUCGCAACUUUGGUGCUGUUCAUGGUACCUCCGACUGGCAUUGUCUUUAUCUUCCUCUUGGGAGCUCUCACUCUCAUUCUGGGUAUGGCUAUGGGCUGGGCCUGGGGUGUGAUCGCCAUGAAGGCUGCCAUUGCCGCAAGGCCAGCCGCUGAGACUCAAGCCCGGCUCCAGGCCCUUGGUCAAUUGGCGUAUAGCCAAGCCAAUGCCACUGGACAAAGUCUCGCUGCUGUUGAGCAGGUGCUUGUCUAUUCUGGAUUCAUGCUUGAUGCUCGUGUUACCGCCGUUUACUAUUGUUUGAUCUGUCUGUUUAUCUAUUUAUUGGCCCGUCUUCGGGCAAAGAACCCUAAAUUCAUCCUGUUGCAGAUUUUUGGAACCAUCAUUGUUGAUGUUACUUUGACUAUUGGUCCAUUGCUUCCAUCUUUCCAAGGCACAAUCCCCAAGGUCUUGGUUGAACCAGCUGCUAUCGGAAUUGGUCUGGGACUCGUCUCUCAUUUCAUCUUCUUCCCUCAAUCAACCUCUCACACUGUGCUAUACGGGAUGGAAGGCUUGGUGCGACUGCUCAAAGGCCCACUGAAUGCCACAGAAACCAGCCUGCUGAAGGGAGAAGAUUUGAUACCGAAAGAUUUGCAUAAAAUCAAAACGAAAUCAAUUGCAGCUUACAAAGCUAUUGAGCCGGCAAUCGCCUUCUUGCCUUUGGAUUUCUCUGUUGGCUGGUGGGGUGCUGACGAUGUCAAAAGCUUGAAGCAACCGCUGCGCCAAGCGCUGAUAGCUAAUCUCUCUUUGCUAGAAGUCCAUAUUGCACGCCUUGGGGGAGAAGCGAAGCUGGAGAAAUUGCGCCAAUUGACUGUGAGCCAGGGAUCGGACACCGAAUCGGAAGCCAAUGGCGACGAAAAGAAACGCCCACGCGAAAUCGGGUUGCGCCAGCUGAUGCAGAGUGUCAACUUGGUACAAGCACUGCGAAGUCCAGAACAUGAAUCCCUUCGGUCAGAAACCAUCGAAGCAUUGAAGGAGUCCAGUAAAGAGAUAUUGCCAGCUUGCCAGGAGGCCGCCGAGGUCAUUGCCGAAUGUAUCCACAAAGUCAACACAACUCGUUGGUUUGGCCGAGCAUCUAAGGAACACCUCGCCGAGUUGCACGAUCGCAGUCAGGCAGCGCUGACGAACAUUCAAGCUCUCCGCGCAUCAUUCGCAGAUGAAACCACUGAGCGGCUGAUUGAAACGCAUUCCUCGAUCUUCAACGAGAAAGGCGAGCUCACAGCCCUCGAUGAGUCUUCAGUGAAUAGAGUCAGAGGCAUCGUCAUUGGAAUGAUUUUCGAGGAACAGCUCCUUGGAGUCGCCGACAGCUGGGAGCAAGUCCUAGGGCAAUUGACCGCUCUCCUAAGAGAACGCCAAAAGGUUCGCCUGUGGCUUCCCAGGGGUUUGCGGUACGCGGUCAACUGGGUUCUUCGAAAGGAUGCCGUGGCGCCUGUCAUUGUGGCUCAAAACCCGACUACCGACCCCGAUGUUGCAGAGACACAAUCCAAAGCAGCACAACAGCAUCUUCGCAUCAGUAGAGGCUACCGUGUGAACCGACCCAGUGGCCUUGGACGUGUCAUUAUUGGUACAUACCACUGGUUCAUCAGCACAGAAGGCAUGUAUGCUUUGCGUAUGGUGGCCGUCACUAUCGCACUCGCCAUUCCUGCAGCACUACCUAGUUCCGCCGGCUUCUAUUACCGCGAAAAGGGUCUCUGGGCUCUUAUCAUGGGCCAAACUACGUUAGUCAUUUACAUGGCCGACUUCACAUUCUCCCUCAUUUGUCGAGCUAUUGGUACUAUCAUUGGAGGUGCCUUGGGCUUGGUUGCGUGGUAUAUUGGCUCGGGCCAUGGUGAAGGAAACCCAUACGGUCUUGCUGCCAUCAUGGCAGCCGUGAUCAUCCUUCUCAUGUGGGGACGUAUCUUCGCUCCCCCAGCCAUGCUGCAGGCAAUGAUGAUGGCUGGCGCAACUUGUAUACUGGUCAUCGGGUACAGCUACGACGACACACACAUCCCCUCUUACGGCAAUCCCGGAUUCGGAUAUAACGUCUUCUGGCGCCGACUGACUCUCGUCCUGAUUGGAUCCGCAGGCGCCUUGAUCGUCCAACUAUUCCCUCGUCCCCCGUCAGCCUCCCGCCACAUCUGCAAAUCCCUCUCAAACGUCAUCCGUGAAUUGUCGGACCACUACGCCCUCCUCUUGACCUGCUGGGGGCAGGGCCGAGACGAAGGCCUGGCAGCAGAGCAACUAGCCCUCGACCUCGCCAACAGCCUAACCUCACUGGAAGGACCAAUCGCCCUCCUCCGAUUCGAAUUCUCCAGCUCCCCCUUCGACAGUGACCGUCUAGGCCAAGUAAAAUCCCUCUGUCAGGACCUAAAUCAAAACCUCGGCCGUCUCCUCUACCUUUCUGCUUCACUGCCGGAACACCUCCAGACCCGUCUAGCCCGCCAAGCGGGUCUCCUCGACCACCGCAAUAUCGGUGAUGUCAUGGCCGUCCUGGCUGUCAUUGAGCAAUCGCUUAAGACCGGUGAUCCGUUGCCUGAAGUCUUGCCUACGCCACUGCUCAAGCGUUGCCAUGAUUUCUGGAAUACGCGACAUGUCGAGAUCACGUUGAGUAAGGAGCUUAUCCGGGAUCAGAACUAUCGCCGCUUCUGCGUGGCUGUCAGUGCUUAUCUCAAGUUCCUUGCUGCUGUUGAUGAUCUUGUGCUUGUUAUGAAGGGUACGCUUGGUGAGUCUCAUAUUGUCGAUCGAGAACUUGUCCACAACUGGGAGGGAAAUGUAUAG